UUUCACACACACACACAAAAAGGUGGAUUUCCUGUUAAAAUGCCACUUAAAUGCUAUUGAAAUUUGCAAAACCCAAAAAAAAUUAAAUAAAAAAUCUAUCCCAAAUCGUCACCCCCUUUACGCGCGCGCGCAUGUGUCUGUAUGAGCAGCAUCCUGCAUAUCUUUGUUCGUGUCUUCAUCAGAUUUGUGUUGAGAUGAACUUGCGCUCUGACUCCUCUGGCUUUGCGCGACCCUAUAGCCCACCUGCGUCUGGAGAGUAUUUUUAAAAGCAGGGCACGAGCGCGAGCGCGUCGCGUAAAGCGCACCACUUCAAAAGCUUCUAAAGCUCUUCACUUAAAUCGGACAAUGCGCGUGGACACGUCGGGUCUUUGAGAACCGUGCAGACCGCACUCGUCUUUUUGUCGGAGUUACCAGAUCUUAGACUCUCACUUGGGCGGAUAGAGAGACGGAUCUCCACCGGGAUCUCCUCGCACCGCGACUGUACCUGGAGAAUCCGAUCCACUCAAAUAGAACACAGAGGAGAGUCCUGUGGAGUCUGUCCUUCUUUCACCCAGCGAGAGACUGCUGAGUUUAUAUUCAGUUUAAACUCAUAUUAGCACAUCUUCCAUAACUCUGACCAGCAGCAUGUGGGACAUCAAAAGGUUAUGAGUGCACUUACAGCUUGGUGAUCCACAUAGACAAGCCAAUGAGAGGAUGGCCAGAGGUCACAUGAUCUACAGAAGCGCCUACCAGCCGGUACUACUGAUUCUACUGAGCGUGCUCCAGCUGGCGCAUACACAAAGUCCUCCUCAGUUCACUCGGACACCCGUUGAUCAGAUAGGGGUACAGGGGGGCGUGGCCUCCUUCGUAUGUCAAGCCACAGGAGAUCCACAGCCUAAAAUCACAUGGAGCAGAAAAGGCAAAAAAGUCACCAACCAGAGAUUUGAGGUGAUCGACUUUGAGGAUGGUUCAGGGUCUGUGUUGCGAGUGCAGCCACUGCGGACCCCCCGUGAUGAGGCUGUGUAUGAAUGUGUGGCAUCUAACGAAGCAGGAGAGAUCAGCGCCUCCACCCGUCUGAGUGUUCUCCGCGAGGACCAGCUUCCCACUGGUUUCCCUUCUAUAGAUAUGGGCCCUCAGCUGAAGGUUGUGGAGCGUUCUCGCACCGCUACCAUGCUGUGUGCAGCCAGUGGAACACCUGACCCUGAGAUCACCUGGUUUAAAGAUUUCCUCCCCAUAGAUACACACACUCAUGGCCGGAUCAAACAGCUACGCUCAGGUGCACUUCAGAUUGAUCAGAGUGAAGAAACCGAUCAGGGUAAAUACGAGUGUGUCGCGACCAACAGUGAAGGAACGCGCUACUCAACACCAGCUAACCUUUAUGUCAGAGAGUUAAGAGAUGUGCGUCGCAUCCCUCCUCGCUUCUCAGUGCCACCGAUGGAUUAUGAGAUCAUGCCGGGAGGAAGUGUGAAUAUCUCCUGUCAGGCAGUGGGCGUUCCCAUGCCAUAUGUCAAAUGGAUGCUGGGAGCAGAGGAUUUGACUCCAGAAGAUGACAUGCCUAUUGGGCGGAAUGUUUUAGAGCUCACAGAUGUACGCCAGUCUGCCAACUACACGUGUGUGGCCAUGUCCACUCUCGGAGUUAUUGAAACUGUUGCCCAGAUCACAGUUAAAGCCCUUCCCAAUCCUCCAGGAGCUCCGGUUGUCAUGGAGCGAUCUGCCACCAGCAUUACUCUAAUGUGGGACAGUGGAAAUCCACUUCCUGUAUCUUACUACAUCAUUCAGUAUCGUCCCGCCUCCUCCACCGACCCCUUUAAAGAAAUUGAUGCCAUAGCAACAACUCGAUACAGCGUGGGUGGACUCAGCCCCUACUCGCAAUACCAUUUCCGGGUUGUGGCGGUGAAUUCGAUUGGCCGUGGCCCACCGAGUCAAACCGUGGAAGCUCGCACAGCAGAACAGGCGCCUAGUUCCCCUCCUCGUCGUGUCAGAGGUCGUAUGCUGAGUGGUUCCACAGCAAUGGUGCAGUGGGAGGAGCCAGAGGAAGCCAACGGUCAGGUGGUUGGUUACAGGGUGUAUUACACCUCGGAUUCGUCACUAUCUGUGAGCCAAUGGGAGAAGGAAAUGGUUCGAGGGACGAAUUUUCUGAACAUACGAGACCUGACACCGAACAAAACCUAUUAUAUAAGAGUUCUCGCUUUCACUGCAGUGGGAGAUGGACCUCUUUCCAGUGAUCUGCACAUCAUUGCCAAGACAGGAGUCCCAUCCCAGCCCACAGAACUGAAGGCAGAGGUGAAAUCAGAGACCAGCAUUCUUCUGUCGUGGAUCCCUCCUGCUCACAGUGGUACUGACGCUAUCACUGGUUAUGAGCUCAUUUACAGGCUUGGAGACCAGCCAGAGCAGAAAAUAUCAUUUGAUCCGAGCUCCAGUUAUCUGCUGAAGAAUCUGAAGCCGUUUUCCACCUACAUAUUUCAACUGGCAGCACGCAGCAAACACGGCCUGGGGGCAUUCACCAGUGAAAUCACCGUUCAGACUCCACAAACACAGUCCAUACCCCCUCCCCAAGAAGUCACAUGCAUAAGCCCCUCCUCCACAAGUCUAUUGCUCAGUUGGGCUCCACCCCUGACAGAUGAAAACACAUGCAUAACAGGAUACUCCAUCAGAUAUGUGGCAGUGGAACGGGAGAAAGACCCUGUACAGAAGAUCUCGGACAUCCCAUCUAACUGUUUCCGAUAUCGGGUUGAGGGGCUGAAGAAAGGGACCCUGUACUCUGUGACAGUUGCUGCCCACACUGACACAGGUCAAGGGCCUGAGAGCCUACCAAUAUUGAUCCGCACAGAAGAAGACGUGCCCAGCGCACCGCCGCAGAGUGUGGAUGUGGUGGUCUUAAAUGCCACCUCUGCCAGAGUGUCAUGGAAACCUCCAGUUGCUGAGCGACAGCAUGGAAAGAUUCGAGGUUACCAGGUGACAUACGCCAGACGAACAGCAGGGGAGAGAACAGUCUCUCCCAGAAUUAGGGAACUCCUACUGAGAGACCCGCAGCCACAGAACGGCUCGAAACAAUAUGACCUAAUUUUGACUGAUUUAUGGCCGAACACUGAAUACUCUGUGACUGUGGCUGCAUUCAACUCAAAAGGCGAUGGAGCACGUAGCAAACCUACAGUCAUCAGAACUAAACCAUCACUGCCAGGUAUGCCCGUGCUUACAGUUGCACCAUCAGAAGAUGGCACUGCACUGCUGAAAUGGCAGCCUCCUCCUGUGGGUCUGUCCCCAGUGCUGGGCUACAGGCUCUCAUAUGGCCAGGCCGACCCGACCUCAGACUCCUUCAUGGUGCAAGAGCUAAACGCAGAGGAGCGCACCUACAGCAUCCCAUCUUUGAGCGCAGGGGUGCUGUACGUGUUCCGUCUGGCCGCGCGUACCAUCUGGGGUUAUGGUUCAAGCGCUCAGGUCACCCUUUUAACACCAAACGUGGUGCAGACAACCACAGAUGACAUGGUAACAGCCCCGUGGACAACAGAUGCUUUAAAUGUGAGCGUACAGGAAACCGUUCCGCUUUUAGCUAACUUAACAGCCCAAGACAUCAACUCCUCUUCUGUGAUCCUGAGAUGGGAGCGACCUAAAAACUAUGACUGGAUCCGAGGUUACCGUGUGUGGUUCGCUGUCACCUAUAGUAAUGGCACGGACAUUGCCAUGGAAUCAGACGUUUCGGAGGCCACAGUGGUUCUUCAUGGCCUAAAGCCAAACACUGAGUAUGUGGCGAGAGUGUGUGUGCUUAGCAAACACGGCCCUGGGCCCUAUAGUCUCCCUAUAUCCAUCAAAACACAACCAGCACAGGAAGUGUUUGCUGUGAACUUCAGAGUGAAAGCUGCUAUGAAGAGUUCAGUGCUGCUGACCUGGGAGUCACGAACCACUACUAAUAAAGCACAGUCUCUUAUUAUCUCAUAUGGUGAUGGUGAGAGUGUGGAGGUGGAUGGGCGGCUCGGGCAGAAGUUGGUGACUAAGCUGAAGCCCCAGUCUCUCUACACCUUCAUGUUAACUAGUAAAGCUGAUGCCACUGGAGGCCUGCAGCACCGUGCAGAUGCAAUGACAGCUCCAAACCUGCUGACUAGGAAACCCCAGGUUCUGGACAAGACCAGCUCUCAGAGCAUCGCUACCCUGCAGCUGCCCACUGUCCAGGGACAGGCUAAUGUCAGGGGUUUCUACAUUGUGGUUGUCCCCCUAAAGAGGCAGAGAGGAGGAAACUUCCAGAACUUAUGGAGUGAUCCAGAUGAGAUGAACAUUGAUGAGCUGCUGAGGGAGAUUAAUGGCACCGGUCGCUCUGUGCGUCUACGGAGGCAGGCCGAGGCAAAAGCAUACAUCAGCGCUCAUUUCCAGAAUCUUCCAGCUGAAUUCAAACUAGGAGACGGACGCGUGUAUGGAGCAUUCCUAAACCGGCCGCUUGUAAACGGACAGGAGUGUGUGUGCUUCGUGCUGGCUAUUCUUGAACUGGGCCAGAAUACCGUGUACUCCACGAGUCCAUUCUCUGAUGCCGUGCUAUUCUCUGAUGUUGAGCCACAGCCAAUCAUUGAUGAGGAGGAGGGGCUUCUUUGGGUGGUGGGGCCAGUCCUGGCGGUCAUUUUCAUUAUCAGCAUUGUCAUCCUCAUCCUCCUCUUUAAAAGCAAACCAGACAGGAAGCGGGCAGAGCUGGAGGGCAGGAAGUGCAGCUUUCCCAGCAGCAGUAAAGCCAUGAGUUCCCAGCAUCCAUCUGACCCAGUGGAGCUGCGUAGAAUCAACUUCCCAACGGCGGGCAUGACCAGCCACCCUCCAGUGUCCGUCUCAGAACUGCCAGCUCACAUAGAGAGGAUGAAAGCCAAUGACAACCUGAGGUUCUCUCAAGAGUAUGAGUCUAUUGAUCCAGGGCAGCAGUUCUCAUGGGAACAUUCUAACCUUGAGAUUAACAAACCAAAGAACAGAUAUGCCAACGUCAUCGCCUACGACCACACCAGAGUAGCACUUUCCAACAAUGAUGGUGUUCCUGGCGGUGACUACAUCAAUGCCAACUUCAUAGACGGUUACCGCCGACAGGGCUCAUACAUCGCCACCCAGGGCCCCAUGCCAGACACGUUUAGUGACUUCUGGAGGAUGGUGUGGGAACAACACACAGCAAAUAUCAUCAUGAUUACCAAACUUGAGGAGAAAUCCAGGAAUAAAUGCGAUCAGUACUGGCCCAGCAGAGGCACAGAGACGUACGGAUUGAUGCAAGUCAAUUUACUGGACACGGUGGAGCUCGCGACCUACUGCGUCAGGACUUUUGCUCUUUUUAAGAGCGGGAGUGGCGAGAAAAGGGAGGUUCGUCAGUUCCAGUUUACAGCCUGGCCAGAUCAGGGGGUACCUGAACACCCCACUCCCUUCCUGGCCUUCCUCAGACGGGUCAAAGCCUGCAAUCCCCCAGACGCUGGGCCUAUUGUGGUCCACUGCAGUGCUGGUGUGGGCCGAACGGGCUGCUUCAUUGUGAUCGAUGCCAUGUUGGAGCGUGUGAAGCAGGAGAAGACGAUAGAUAUUUAUGGUCACGUGACUCUGAUGCGAUCUCAGCGAAACUACAUGGUGCAGACAGAGGAGCAGUACGUCUUUAUUUAUGAAGCGCUGCUGGAGGCUGUUUCCUGCGGCAACACAGAGGUCCCAGCACGCAAUCUUUAUGCCUACAUCCAGAGACUGUCACAGACAGAACCGCCGGAGCACAUCAGCGGAAUGGAGCAGGAGUUUAAACGCUUAGCUAAUGCCAAAGCGCAUAACUCCCGAUUCGUCAGUGCAAGCCUUCCGUGCAAUAAGUUCAAAAACCGAUUGGUCAAUAUCAUGCCAUAUGAGACCACCCGUGUGUGUCUGCAGCCAAUCAGAGGAGUGGAGGGCUCAGACUAUGUCAAUGGCAGUUUUAUAGAUGGCUACAGGCAACAGAGGGCGUAUAUUGCGACUCAGGGGCCGCUGGCGGAGACCGUUGAAGAUUACUGGAGAAUGCUUUGGGAACAUAAUUCUACUAUAGUAGUUAUGCUUACUAAACUCAGAGAAAUGGGAAGGGAGAAAUGUCAUCAGUACUGGCCGUCUGACAGGUCAGCACGCUAUCAGUACUUUGUGGUGGACCCCAUGGCGGAGUACAACAUGCCUCAGUAUAUACUCCGAGAGUUUAAAGUCACAGAUGCAAGGGACGGUCAGUCCAGAACAGUCCGGCAGUUUCAGUUCACAGACUGGCCAGAGCAGGGCGUACCCAAAUCUGGUGAAGGCUUCAUUGAUUUUAUUGGUCAAGUGCACAAAACAAAGGAGCAGUUUGGUCAGGAUGGACCGAUCACGGUACAUUGCAGUGCUGGUGUUGGGAGGACAGGUGUAUUUAUCACUUUGAGUAUAGUGUUGGAGAGGAUGCGAUACGAAGGAGUGGUUGACAUCUUCCAGACUGUCAAAAUGUUGCGCACUCAAAGACCAGCCAUGGUGCAGACAGAGGAGCAGUACCAGUUCUGCUAUCGAGCAGCGCUGGAAUACCUGGGCAGUUUUGAUCACUAUGCAACAUAAAACCUUCCCCUGGACCAAGGGCCACAUCAUUACACACGAGACCUGCGUCUGAUCAAUCUGACAGCCUCUUUCUGUUGCCCACAGCUCAAGAGUCUGUUUGAUUUCUCCCGACAGCACACAGUUUAAUAGCCAGACAGGGAGGGCAGCUGGGAUACAGAUUUGUCACAACAAAUUGUUGCUCCAAUCAUAUAGCUGAAAGUUGUCAGGUCAUAAAACUCUGGCAACCGGCCAGCAGAUCCAAUGAAAUCACAGGAACCCAACAAUGUGCUGUCUGGACUGAUUCAACAGACCAAAACCGAGGGAGAAAACAAUCAAGCAGUUUGAUGGUAUCAUCAUUUGUUUCAAUACCAGAACCCCCCAAAAAUACAGUUUAUUGAGGAAUGCAUUGAGGGUUUAGAGUUUCCUCUGCUUUUGUCACCAGUCGUAUAGUGGAUCCACCAACUCACUAAAGUCAUACAUACGAAAUUAAAUUCAACGACACCCCAAGUAUUGGUGCUUAUGCCAGUAUCCUGUUUGUUUAUCUGUUGCACACACACAUAAAUAUAUACACAUAGAUACAUAUCUAUCACAGAUUUAAGACAAGGAAAAAUCACAAGCUGAAAAUGGAGAUUUGUCUAAAAAACUGUGCAAUAUUGAACGUGAACCGCACCUUCAAGCUUAAAACCACUCAAGUAUUAAACAUAUUCUCACUGUAAUUAUAUUGUCUCUUUAAUCCUAUAUAGUAUAAAAUAUAAAACAAAUUGUCAUUAUGCAUAUUAGCACAAUAUAUAUAUAUAUAUAUAAUAUAAAUAAGUUGUCAAUGUAUUGAGUGAUAUUUAUACUAUGUGAGUGAGGUACUUGUCAGUUCACAUAAGGUAUGAAAAGUACCAUUUGCAGUAAUAUAUUUUUUUUCCACUAAACUUACCAAAACAACUAUUUACAUGCAGGAUUGGAAGAACAAAUGUUGCACUCUAAACAUGAGGUGACACGUUUAAAACAAUGACAUAAUGGAUCAUCUGACACUGGUAGUGCCUUAUCAUAGUCACAUGUUUAAAAUGGUUCGCUAUUAAAGUUAAAUGUUCCACAUGUAUGGAUAUUAACCUGCUUUUAUGUAAAAAAUAAAUAAAUAUAUAUAUAUAUAAUGCUUAAUAAAACCUGAAGUAAAUACAGUUACAUCUUACAGAGUGAAUUUGAAUAUAUAUUUCACACCAAGACCAAUUUUAAGUACCGGGGUGGUUUAUUCAUUCAAGUGAAGUACUGCCAAGAUGACUAGACAAUUCUAUUACUGAAAGCCAAUAUGUGUCCAUUUUUGAGAGGACACACAUUUAUUGAAUCUAUAUUGGGCCAAGAGAACUGCAUAUUCCAUUUCAUGUAUAAUAGCGAUUAUAUUAUAAAUGAUUUGUAAUUGAAAUUAUAACUGAGUAUAGAACAGGAAAUAGUUUUCUCACUUUCAGUCCAUACCGCUGCAGGAAACGUGUAUUUCUAACUGUUAAUGUCUGCAAUCUGGUUUAUCAGCCUUGAAAUAGUAUUAAUGAUGUUAGUGUGUUAACAUCAAGAUAAAGAACAUUUUUCAUGCUGGUGAGGAUGCAUUCGAAAGGGGGAUUUUAAAAGCCAGAGCCAGUUGAACUAAAUUACAUUUUAAAAGACGUUUCACUAGAAGUCUGAUGUCCAGAUUUUGAUUCAUAAAACAUUGCAUGAUAAAUUAGAUCUGCAACUUUGGGAACAAACUUGCACAUAGAAAUGGCCCAAUUGUGUCUAGAUCAAUAUCAUGGACCGUAACAGUCGUAUGGUUAUGGUUUGGGAUAUAACUGCACUCUUGUUCUAUGCACUAACCCUUACUAUUUCUUCAACACAGAAUGUUAUUUGUAUUGAAUGAGAUGAAUUUCACAGUGUGUGCAUGUUAAGAGAAAAAUGAGUUUUGGUUCCAAAGCUUAAGACAAUAUGUGCAUAUUGUUAUUGUUGAAAACUUUAGAUGAUAGAGUGGUUUAAUAUGAGUGGUUGUCCUUCUAGUCCAGUGGUAAUAGUCAUCAUUCAGUAAUUCCAAGAAAGUCUGGUCACUGCGAACUUCAGCUCAUUGUACGUUCGGUGUAAAGAAAUGUUUACCUUUCUUUGCAGCAUCUUUGUCUUUGUGUACUUUUUUUUUUUUAACCGGAGUUGAGUCAGUUUUGUAUUUGAAAUCUAACAUGCAAUUCUUCCAUUAUCUACCUUCUCCAUAUUGUUACACUUUACAACAUAUAUAUUUUACAACCAAGUUUCAGGGUUUUUCAAAUUUCAACUUUAGUUGAAACUAGCUAUGCUUAUAUUUUCAAGAGGAUAUCAGUUAGCGUUUCAGUCUAUGCUGAUCUGUCAGUGUUUUGAGGAAAAAGAAGAAAAAAUCAUCUAUUUUCCAGUGCAUGACAGUCCCCAUUUGUACAGAUGUGAAGGCACCAUUAGAUUUUGAUGAAUCAUGACAUUGUUUCAUGUGAAAAAUAAACUAGCACAAUCUAUAUCAUGUAAUCUGACCAAAUAUGCAUUGUAUCACCAUUUUCAUAUUGUCGAACGUUGUGAGUGGUUUUACAAUUUCACCCAUCAAUUAAUGUGAAACACAAAAGGGAAAUCUUUUACCUCUGAUUUUGUAGUAAAUGUAAAUAUUUCAGAGGAUGUUCUUUUUUUUUUUAAUUUUCCUACUUUAUGUUUUAAGGACAGGUGUGUGAGAAUACAAUUGUAUUGGAAAAGUUUUAUUUGUUACAAAUAAAAUGGUAAGAAUA
Molecule: messenger RNA, 9233 nt
Organism: Carassius auratus (goldfish)
Lineage: Eukaryota; Metazoa; Chordata; Actinopteri; Cypriniformes; Cyprinidae
Gene: ptprdb
Product: protein tyrosine phosphatase receptor type Db
Exons: 38
Coding region: 694-6507 (1937 amino acids)
Biological process (GO): protein dephosphorylation
Molecular function (GO): protein tyrosine phosphatase activity; protein binding
Source: RefSeq, a predicted model, not a curated record